Molecule: messenger RNA, 3652 nt
Organism: Naegleria gruberi
Lineage: Eukaryota; Heterolobosea; Eutetramitea; Acrasida; Naegleriidae
Exons: 2
Coding region: 155-3652 (1165 amino acids)
Biological process (GO): SCF complex assembly; protein ubiquitination
Cellular component (GO): nucleus
Source: RefSeq, a predicted model, not a curated record
CAAACACAGUCAAAAUGUCCAACUUUGAUGUGAAUUCAAUCAUUGAAAAGGCUGAUUCCAAGGAUAAGGAUAUUCGUCAUAUGGCCCUCUAUGACUUGAGUAACGAAUUACAAAAGGAAAAUUUAAAGUUGGUUUGCCUCACCUUGUUAACAAGAUGAGCAAGGUUCAAAUUGAAAACAGUAUUUCAUCACUUAGUAGCAAUAUUCUCAAGGGUGAAGAUGAAAAGAGAGACAUUGCUGCUAUUGCUUUAAAGACUGUCAUUUCUGAAAUUCCAAUGGAAAAUGCUCAAGCUCCUAUCAAGAAAUGUAUUACACCACUCCUCCAAGGUCUUUCAAGUGAUAAUCCAGAAAUCAAGUUGGUUGCUCUUGAUGUUUUGUCUGAUUUAUUGGCUCGUUUCGGCGCUAUGGUUGCUGAUGAACAUGAAAAGUUACAAAGUGCCUUCUCUGCCGAAUUAAAAUCAAGCAGAGUUUCCGUUCGUAAAAGAGCUAUUGCUUGUCUUGCUGCCUUGUCAGUUCAUACUAGUGAUAAAUUAUUUGAUGCCUUGUUGACAAGUGUUGUCAAUGGUAUUGAUAAUGUUAUCAAGACAAUGAAGAAGCAAAAGGAUAAUAGCAAAGUUGAAGAACUUUCUACUUAUAUUCAAUCUUGUAGUGCUAUUUCAAAGACUGCUGGUCACAGAUUUGGUAAAUAUUUGGCUAGAAUUAUUCCAUUGUUCAUGGAUGCUGCUGAAAUUAUUGCAGGAUCUUUGGAUGAAGAUGAUGAAGAAAUGGUUGAUACUAAUACUGAAAUUAAUGAUGAAGUUCGUGAAUAUAUUACUCAAGCUUUCGAAGCCUUUGUUACAAGAUGUCCAGAUGAAGUUGCCAGAUAUGUUGAUUACGUCAUUAUUAUUUGUAAGGAAUACCUCGAAUAUGAUCCAAACUAUUCAUAUGAUGAUAGUGAAGAUGAAGCUGAAGAAGCUGAUGUAAUGCAAGAUGAUGAUGAUGAAGAUGGUUUGGGAGAUGAUCUUGAUGAAGGUGGUUUAUCUGAAGAUGAUGAUGUUACAUGGAAAGUUCGUAGAUCUGCUGCUAAAUGUUUAGGUUCAUUGAUUAGAUCUAGACCAGAAUUAUUGGCAUCUUUCUAUACUGAAUUGUGUUCUGAAGAAGAUAUUUCAUUGAUUCGUCGUUUCAAGGAAAGAGAAGAACCAGUUAAACUUGAUAUUUUCAAUGUUUUCAUUGAUUUGUUGCAUCAAUCAUACUCUACAAAGACUUCUCCAAGUGGUGAAGUUUCAUACAAGCAACAUGAUGAAGUUAAAUUUGUUGAACAAACAAAGGAUGCUAUCAUGAAACGUAUUAAGAAGCAAUUGAAAGAAAAGUCAGAAAAGACUAAAGUUGGUGUUUUCCAAAUUUUAAAGUCUUUGGUUGUCACUAUGCAAGGUGGUUUGUCUAAAUAUAUUAAGGAUUUAGUUCCUUCUGUUUGUUCCGCUUUAGCUGAAAAGGGAGAACAAUCUUCAUUGAAAUUAGAAACUUUAUCAUUCUUGAAGACUUUCAUUCAAUUCCACAAGCCAGAAGAAUUUAAACCACAUUUGGAAACUUUAAUGAAGGCUGUUUUCAAUUGUGUUAAUGAUAAGUAUUACAAGAUUAUCACUCAAGCUUUAAGAGUUUGCGGUGAAUUGGUUUUGGUUGUCAAGACUUGUUCAAGUGAUUCUAAUUAUGGUUCUCUUGUUACUCAAUUACAAAAUAACGUUUAUGAAAAGUUGAAGAUUCAAGAUAUUGAUCAAGGUGUUAAAGAAAGUGCUAUUACUACAACUGGUUUAAUUGUUUCUCACUUGGCUGACAAGUUACCAAACUUGAAGGAUACUUUAAAUAUUUUAAAGGAAAGAUUACAAAACGAAAUUACUCGUCUCACCACUGUUAGAACUUUCACUGUUAUUGCUCAACAUAAGGUUGAUAUUUCAUCUGUUUUGGUUGAAACUGUCAAGUUAUUCUCUGAUUUCUUGAGAAAGGAUAACCGUGCUCUUAGACAAGCUGCUUUGGCUGGUUUGAGUCAAUUCUCUGUUUCAUACAGUGCUAAGAUUGAUUCUGGUUUGUUCAGUACUGUUAUUGAAGAAGCUGCUGAAGUUAUGAAUGAAAAGAAGUCUGACUUGCAUUUGGCUCAUUUGGCUUUCAAGUUAGUUAAACAAAUUGUUGAUGCUAAUCCAUCAACUUUAUCUUUGAUUCAAAAGUUCGUUUUGCCAAAGAUUUUGGAAUUGUUGGCAAGUCCAACUUUGCAAGGUAACUGUUUAGAAUCUCUCUUGGUUGUUUUGGCUAUGUUGGUUUCAUCAGUUGGUUUUGAUAACAUUUUGAAACAAGUUUUGGCUAUUCCAAAGGAAUCUAAGCAAGUUUUCACUAAUAUUGGUAAGGCUGUUGCUGCCAUCUGUUCUGCUGGUUCUCAAUCAAAUAAGACUUCAACUAUUGAAAAGUUUGCUAAGGAUUUAAAGUCAAAGGAUGAUUCUGCUAGAAUGUUGGCCUUGUUCACUUUGGGUGAAAUUGGUCGUACUAUUGAUUUAUCUUCAUCUGGUACUGUUAGUCAAGAUAUUGAAGCUUGUUUCGAAGAAGAAGGUUCUGAAGAAUUGAAGAAUGCUGCUUCAUAUGCUCUUGGUAAUAUUUCUGUUGGUAAUUUGGCCAAGUUCUUACCACAAAUCAUUAAGGGUAUUAGAGAAAGUCCAAAGAAGAAGUACUUGUUGAUCCACUCUUUGAAGGAAGUUAUUACUCAAGCUGAUGCUAACAAGCUUAAGGAAUUCAUUCCUGAAAUUACUCCAUUGUUGUUCGAUAACUCUCAAGAAGAAGAAGAAGGUGUUAGAAAUGUUGUUUCUGAAUGUUUGGGUAAGCUUGCUGUCAAUGACUACAAUAAUGUUGUUUCUCAACUCAAGGAAAAGUUGAAUCAAUCAGAUGCCACCAAGUCAACUGUUAUUGGUGCUAUUAAGUAUGCUAUUACUGAUGAAGCUUCACCAAUUGAUGACAUGUUGAGAGCUGAUCUCCCAAUCUUCUUACAACAAUUGAACAAGCAACAACCAGUUAGUGUUAGACGUGCUGUUGUUCUCUUGUUGAAUAGUGCUGCUCACAAUAAGCCAGAAAUUUUGAAUGAUAGUUUAGAAAAGGUCUUACCAUCUCUCUAUGCUGAAUGUGUCUUUGAUGCCAAUCUUGUUCGUAUUAUUCACUUGGGUCCAUUCACUCACAAGAUUGAUGACGGUUUGGAUUUGAGAAAGUCUGCUUUCGAAUGUAUGGAUACUGUUUUGGAUAACUAUAGAUCAAGAAUUGAUCCAAACAAAUUCAUUGCUCAAUUACCAGCUGGUUUGGAUGAUGAAAAUGAUGAUAUCAAGAUGUUGACUCACUUGAUUGUUCAAAAGUGUUGCGUCCAAUUCCCAAGAUCAUUGUUGACUUCUGCUGAUCAACUUGUUGUUCCAUUCACUAAUACUUUGAAGAAGAAGCUUAAGGAAAAUGCUUUGCAACAAGAAAAGGAAAGAUUCGACGAAUUGUUGAAGAGUACAUUGAAGGCUGUCCACGCUGUCAGAUCUAUUCCAGGUAUUGAAGAUUCUGCUCAAUUCACUGAUAUGUACAACAAGCAAAUCGUUGCUAAUGCCAAGUUGAAGCAAACCUAUGAUGAAAUUGCUGAAACUCAUGAAGAUUUCGAAUUUUAA